This is a messenger RNA of Telopea speciosissima, 1002 nucleotides long. Its product is annotated as BAG family molecular chaperone regulator 3-like. Gene Ontology annotation, biological process: protein stabilization. Lineage: Eukaryota; Viridiplantae; Streptophyta; Magnoliopsida; Proteales; Proteaceae. The coding region runs from base 87 to 851 and encodes 254 amino acids. The transcript has 4 exons. Gene Ontology annotation, molecular function: adenyl-nucleotide exchange factor activity; protein-folding chaperone binding. The record is from RefSeq and is a predicted model, not a curated record. Gene Ontology annotation, cellular component: cytoplasm.
GAGAGAGAACAAAAACAAAUACAAACCAGUCGAGUUCCGAAUCUUCACUUUACAGUGGUGGAGAAGAACUGAAGAAGAAAAAGAAGAUGAUAAGGAAACGCUUAAGCUUUAAUGGCGGACUAAGCGAGAGCUCGACAACGACGACGUCAACGUCCAAGGAGGAAGAAACCAAGUGGGAGAUGCGGCCAGGAGGAAUGCUGGUGCAGCAACGAUGCGAGAAAAACGAUUCUUCUGCUCCGAUCCUGGGGCUAAGGAUCGCUUACGGUGCUCUCCGUUACGAGAUCUCUAUUAAUUCUCAAGCCACUUUUGGGGAACUGAAAAAACUUCUAGCGGCGGAGACGGGAAUGCAACCGGCGGAGCAGAGUUUGUUGUACAGAGGAAAAAAGAGAGAGAACGGAGAGUACUUGGACAUGUGUGGUGUGAAGGAUCGAUCCAAGGUGGUGAUGAUGGAGGAUCCGGCGAGCAAAGAGAAGAGAUUCCUGGAGAUGCGUAGGAAUGCGAAGAUCCAGAGCGCUCAUCGUGCCAUUUCUGACGUCUCUAUGGAAGUUGACAAGUUAGCUGAUCAGGUUUCUGCAAUUGACAAGUCAAUUGCAAAUGGGAUUAAGGUGCCAGAAGUUCAAAUAACAACUUUGAUUGAGAUGCUGAUGAGACAAGCAAUCAAACUAGAUAGUAUCCCCACAGAAGGAGAUACCUCUGCUCAAAAAAACUUGCAGGGAAAGAGAGUGCAAAAGUGUGUUGAAAACCUAGAUGUGCUCAAGAUCUCAAAUGCAAGAGUAAAACCUGUAGUCGUCACUACCAAGUGGGAGACCUUUGAUCCUCCUACUACUACUCAAUGGGAAUUUUUUGAUUGAUUUUUUUUUUUUUUUGUUUUCUCUCUUCUUCACUUUGCCCAUUCAUUUUUAUGUACUUAUUCUUAGAAAACUUAAAACAAGUUAUUCUAGUUGUACUUUAUAAUCCUCUUAACAAGCUCUCCAAAUAAGCUAUUCUCUACUUGAUUGAUUG